This is a messenger RNA of Clunio marinus, 957 nucleotides long. NCBI's taxonomy places the organism in Eukaryota, Metazoa, Arthropoda, Insecta, Diptera, Chironomidae. The record is from the annotation of a GenBank genome assembly.
AUUCAGUUUUUUUAACAAUUUCAUUCAAUCGAAAUGGUCUUCCGAUUUUUGAUUUUUAUUGUGCUGGCAGUUACUGCUCAUGCAGUGCUUUUAAGUGAUGAAGAAACAACAAACAGAAAUGGUCGCAUUAUGGGGGGCACUGCUGAAACUUUCACAGCAAUGGCAUCGAUAAGAAUUUUUACAUUUCAAGGAGAUUUUCAUAUGUGCGGUGGAUUCAUUGUUUCAACACAAUUCGUUGUCACUGCUGCUCAAUGUACCUUCCAGAGAAAUCCUUCUCAAUUAAGAGUUCGAGUUGGAAGCAACUCUAUUAAUCCACCCCACCUACAUCAGAUCAGAUGUAUUCGUUAUGCUAAUGAUUUAGAUGUCUCUUUUAACCCUACGACAAGAGAAAAUGACAUAGCUUUGCUUCGAAUGAGCACAAAUAUCGUCCUAGAUGCCACAACAUCAGCAAUAGGCUUGGCGAUGCCAAAUUCAUUCAAUGAUCCUCCAGUAGAUGUUCAUAUUUACGGUUGGGGAAUUGCUUCUCCAGGUGGAUCUGUACAAACUACUUUACAUAGAGGUGUUUUCAGAGUUACAUCACUUGCCAAUUGCAGAAUGAGUUUUCCAUCUACUGUACGCGGCUCAAUUUUGGAUACUAAUUUAUGCACUUCUUGGGCGGGUCGUGCAACUUGUUCAGGUGAUAUCGGAGGUCCAAUUGUGCAUCAGAAUCAGGUUGUUGGAAUUGUUUCUUGGGUUGAUCAAUGUACUGCAGGACAAAUUAAUGUUAAUACAAGAAUGUCUGAUUUCUCGACAUGGAUAAAUACAGCAAUCCUUAUAAAUCAAGAAUGCCCAACAGUUAUUCCUACAACUCCUCCAUUUAUUUUCUAUUCUCCAUCAAGUGAAGAAGUACUUUUUCAAUAUUAAUGAAUAAAACUAGUUUCGCUUAAAAAUUUAAUUAAUUGAAGUUUUAUUAUUUAC